Messenger RNA from Chironomus riparius, 695 nucleotides. NCBI's taxonomy places the organism in Eukaryota, Metazoa, Arthropoda, Insecta, Diptera, Chironomidae. The record is from the annotation of a GenBank genome assembly.
UCAAAAAUCAGUCCAUAAAUUCUUUACCGCUCUCAAUCAUCAAAAUUUCCAAGUCACUUUCAACUAAUCAUGUGCAUUAGCCAAAAAUUCAGUGAAUUUCAAGUCGAUUGUCUCGAAGCUCAUAAUAAUUUUCGAGUACAGCAUGGAGCACAGAGAGUAGAACUAGAUAAAGAUCUUUGUGACUAUGCUAAGACAUAUGCUGAAUAUCUUGCAAAAUGUAAUAUUUUGGUGCCGAGUAAGAACUGUACAUUUGGUGAAAAUAUUUUCUUCAAGUGCAGCGAUCGCAAAAUUUAUCCCGAUGCUAUUGAGCCUGUCCUCAGUUGGUAUGACGAAGGAAGAAAUUGUAGUCCAAAGUAUCCAAGUAAAGAUAUAAAGCAUUACGCACAAGUGAUUUGGAAAAGUACACGAGUCAUGGGUGUUGCGUAUGCCUUGAAUAGCACAGAGACGAAGCUUUACGUCGUUGCUAAUUAUUAUCCACCCGGUAAUGAUUAUGCAACAUUUUGUGAUAACGUGAAGCCCGUCCGAAAGAGUUAUGCUAAAAAGAAUAAAUCACUUCCAUCGGUCGUUAAGAUUGUUUGACUCCUUAUAGCACCCAAAACAAUUUGAACAUCCAUUCCAUUCAAUUGUCAAUGAAAAAAAUUUUUUAAAGUACUUGAUGACUUACAAAAAUAAACAUCACAUUUUUACUACUCCAU